GCGCGGCGAGGCGCGGCGCGGCGGGCGAUGGCGGGGCGCGGCGGAGCCAGGGCCCGGCCCCGGCCCGGGACCGGGCGGGGGUGGCGGCUGGCAGGGGAGGCACCGGCCGCGUCCCCGUCCCCGUCCCCCUUCCAGUGCCUGGAGCGCGCCCGGGGCCUGCGGGACCUGAGUGGAGACGGGGGGGUGCGCAAGGAGGAGCUGCGCCCCGGGCGCGGGCCGGCCGUGCCGCCGGCCGCCUCCGUGGCAGUGAAGUACUCCGGGUACCUGGAACACUGGAAUGAGCCCUUCUGCACAAACUGCUACAGCAAGUCUCCUGGGCUGAUGAAACUUGGAAAAGACAUUACACUGGGGGGCCUGGAAAUUGGCCUGCUGACGAUGAAGAAGGGAGAGGCGGCAAGAUUUGUCUUCACGCCAGAUUACGCCUAUGGGCGGCAGGGCUGUCCUCCUCUCAUUCCCCCAAAUGCCACCGUCAUGUUCGAAGUGGAGUUGCUGGACUUUCUAGACUCGGAUGAAUCUGACACGUUCUUUGAGCUGACUGCUGAGCAGCAGGAUACAUUUCCACUACAAAAGGUGUUGAAAGUGGCAGACACGGAGAGAGAGUUUGGCAACUACCUCUACCGUAAGCAGCACUUUGAGGGUGCCAAAGACAGAUACAAAAGGGCGUUCUCCAUCCUCGGUCGCAACCCUUCCACUGAGGUAGAGCAGUGUCAGAUCAAUGCUGCCAAGUUGCUGGUGCUCCUGAAUCUCUCACUUACUUACCUAAAACUGGAACGUCCUGCCCAAGCUUUGGCAUAUGGGGAGAAGGCCUUGGAGAUUGACCAAAGAAACGCCAAAGCCCUGUUCAGGUGUGGCCAGGCUUGUCUCUGCAUGACAGAAUACGAAAAAGCACGGGAUUUCCUGGUCAGAGCUCAGCGUAUACAGCCAUUUAACCACGAUAUUAACAAUGAGCUGAAAAAGUUGGCAAGCUGCUACAAGGACUACAUGGAAAAGGAGAAAGAAAUGUGCUGCCGAAUGUUUGCCCCUCUCAACUCUUCUUGUGGCUGACCAGAAAUAAAGAACCUCACCAGCUGAUGAGAAGAGUGGUUCUUGGACAGGAGGGAGACCUACCUCUGGGCACGUGGAGAUUUCAGCAUCGCAUCUAUGUUUGGGAAAAGGGGCAAGAGCGCUGUCUUGUUUUGAGAGUGUGGAGGGUUUGUGUUUAUACACAGCCUGAUUUUCCUGAAGUUGAUUUUGUUUGCCAUAUUCCAAGGCUGCUUCCAGAAGAACCAAGUCCUGUUGUAGGAGAGAGGAAGGCAUUCCCUCUCUUCUCCCUUGCACACUCUUUGAAGAAAACUUCCCUGACAUCCUACCUUUUGCAGGUUCUGGCUGCUUUUAGGGAACCUGUAAAUGGGAGUAGGAUGCCGUGAAGUUCUGUAUUGUUUAUACAGGUUGUUCUUAAAAAAAUUAGGUUUGAUAUUUUUGUUCUGAGAAAAUAAACCAACCUGGGAACUAACA
Messenger RNA from Phalacrocorax carbo (great cormorant), 1494 nucleotides. Lineage: Eukaryota; Metazoa; Chordata; Aves; Suliformes; Phalacrocoracidae. The record is from RefSeq and is a predicted model, not a curated record.